AUGGAUUUUUCUGCCAGACAAACAAAUGCAGCAGAGUUUCGGUUGAAGGUUAAAAAUGGGGAAAUUACAGUACAGAAAGGAGAUGGGAAAAAGUCAACAUUGUCCACAGAAAGCAAGGAAUAUAAGAAUCAAAGAGAAGAGAAAGAAGCAUUAAAAGAAAACCACAAGAGAAAAGAGAUGGAAGAGAAGAGCAGGAGGGCAAAGCUUGCAAAAGAGAAAGCUGAACAAGAGAAGCUGGAACGUCAGAAGAAGAAGAAGCAGCUCAUUGAUAUAAACAAAGAGGGUGAUGAGACUGGAGUGAUGGAUAAUCUUCUGGAAGCCCUACAGUCAGGUGCAGCAUUCAGAGACCGCAGAAAGCGAAUUCCAAGGCAUCCAGAUAACAGACGGCCCACUCUGGAAAGAUCACGCUCUCGACACAAUGGAGCCAUGCCAUCCAAGUGAUUCCUGAGACCAGGGAGAAUGGAGACAUUUAAGAAAACAAAAUCAUCCAUUUUGAGAGGAACAAAUAUACACUUAAUAGUUGUAGUGGAAAUAAAUGCAUUUCCACAAAGGUCAAACUGAUCUGGGUGAAGGGAUGUGUUUUUAUUGGAGUACUGCAAGGACACUCAUCUGAACUUAGAUGUCAUUAUUAGAAAACAUUUGUUCCUCUCUAAAGAUACAUAUAACUUGUCAUUGUGUAUAAGGACCUAACUGUGAAGAUCAAAGUAUAAAAACAUGGAAGAAUCCUAAGGCUUCUACCAACAUUCCAGUCUGUCAAAUAAUUUAAAACUGAAAUUCUAGGUCAGACCUACCCACCCCAUCCCCCAAAAUAGACAAAGGGCCAGGGAAAUAUAGGAAGAAUUUCCAGUGUCUACUUUCAGCUCAUCUUAUGUAUAUCUUGUAAAGUCUAGGAGAAAAGGUGCAUUAAUGAUUGGGAAGGGGCAAAUAGUACACUCUGAAAGAGAGGCCCAACUCACGGUAUUUAGACCCCAUCUCAAGUGAAAGCUAAUGGAUUCAUCUAUGUGGCAGAAAUUAAUCUUCCCAUUACUCUAAUGUUUGAGGGCAGUGUCGCAGGCACUUAUCAUUGGUAAAACUAAACCAAAGUUUAGCAGAAUCCUCUAGAUUUCAACUUUAUUUAAGAUGUAUUUUUUAAUUCUCCAUAGGUAUCUGCCUUAUAGAAAAUCUUUAUACAGCUAUUUUUGAGAAAACUUCUAUACUUUCAUGUAUGUGCUAGGGAUGAGCCUGAAAUUCUAUUGCCUUUAUUUAGAUUUUAGAGGAAAAUAUUGAUUCCCUAGUUCUUCCCUCUAUUACUUUUUCUCCUUUCACCCCAGAACAGAACUGCAGAAGAGUACAGAGAGAAGAAAGUGACUUUUUAAUGCAGGAGGAAACGUUGGAAAGGUCAAUUGGUUGGUCUCUAGUUCUAUCCCUUUUCCCACUCCACUUUGGUAGUUGAAGAAAAAGUAAUUCUCUCUCCCCACUUCCUAUUCCUCCUGUCUUCUCCCUCCCUCCCUAUUUACCUACCAAGCUACCUCCUUCACUCACUUCUUCUCCUCCUCCCCUUCCUAUC
Rattus rattus (black rat) is the source of this 1546-nucleotide messenger RNA. RefSeq names its product protein diaphanous homolog 2-like. Lineage: Eukaryota; Metazoa; Chordata; Mammalia; Rodentia; Muridae. The transcript is spliced from 4 exons. The coding region runs from base 1 to 441 and encodes 146 amino acids. The record is from RefSeq and is a predicted model, not a curated record.